Messenger RNA from Cavia porcellus (domestic guinea pig), 2459 nucleotides. RefSeq names its product coiled-coil-helix-coiled-coil-helix domain containing 7 (gene Chchd7). Gene Ontology annotation, biological process: mitochondrial respiratory chain complex assembly. The transcript has 5 exons. The record is from RefSeq and is a predicted model, not a curated record. Gene Ontology annotation, cellular component: mitochondrion. NCBI's taxonomy places the organism in Eukaryota, Metazoa, Chordata, Mammalia, Rodentia, Caviidae. Bases 171 to 428 code for a protein of 85 amino acids.
UGUCAGUCUCGCAGCGGGGCACGCCGAUUGGGCGGGCGGCCGCUGGGCCGCGGGGGCAGCACGUUGGGAUGCGCGCUACUUAAAGUCCUGCUGCGUGAGCUAUUGACGUGUUUGGAACUGGAGGCUGCCUGGGUGCUAUAGAAGCGUCAGCUCGAGCAAGAAGAUUUAGGAUGCCUGUGGUGACAAAGAGACUGAGAGAUCCUGACAUAAACCCUUGUUUGUCGGAGUCUGAUGCUUCUACCAGAUGUAUGGAUGAAAAUAACUAUAACAGGGAGAGGUGUUCCAGUUACUUCUUGAAGUACAAAAACUGUCGGAGAUUCUGGAAUUCUGUCAUGGUGGAAAGAAGACAGAAUGGAGUAAAGCCAUUUAUGCCUGCAGCAGCAGAAAGAGCUGAAAUCUUGGGAGCAAUGGGAAAGAUGCCCUAUUGACUGUUUGCAUUAAAAUUGAUUAUAUAACUAGAAGCAGAUACAGACAUGGAUGCCUUCCUUACCAUUGGUGCCCUCCUGUGUGCAGAUUCAUUUCUUCCUUGAUAUGUAUCCAUAAGGUUGAAUUUCUAGGUCUGUAGUAACUCUUCAAAUUGUUGAGGAUCUGACCCUUUCCUGAAGUAGCUGCCCUAUUUGACAGUUCUACUAGCAGGGUAUCAGAGUUCCAAUUGGCCCACAUCCUCAUGAUGACAGUCACACGAGUGGAUCUGAACUGCUACCUGCUUUGGUUUACCUUGAGUUUCCCUGAAGCUUGAUAAAUAACUUGUUGAGCCACUUUUUAGUGAGAAUUUUGGCUGUUUGUGCAAUUUUGGAGAAAUGUCUAUUUAGAUCCUUUGCCCAUUUUAAUUGGGUCUCAUUGAAUUGUACAAUUUUUAUGCAUAAUAGAUAUGAUAUAGGAGCUACGUGAUAUGCAAAAACUUUCUGUUAGUUGUAUUUUCACAUCACGGUCUACGGUACCAGGGACUAAACUCAUGACCUUAUGCUUGCCAGGCAGGCGCUUAUGCUGCUGAGCUAAAUCCCCAGCCCUUAUGGUACACUUUUCAACCCAGAAGUUACUUCUGGUGAAUGUGAAGCUAAACAGCAUGACCUUUUAAGACGGUUGUUAAUCUCUGCAUCUCUUCAGAAUGAAAUAGCAAUUUCAGAGGUUUUUUGUUUGUUUGUUUCAUUUGUGCCAUUUCUAGGAAAAUAUUACCUACUGUUAGAUCACAGAAAUUUAUAUGUGUUUUCUUCAAAGAGUUUUAUCUCUCCUGUUUAGGUUUCUGAUCAUUAUAAGUUAAUUUUUUCAUAUCUUUUUUCCAGUUUUUGUAGCACUGUACAUUGAAAAGGGCUAUUCUCCCCACCCCCAACUGAAUAAUCUUAGUACUUUUGUUACAGAUCAGUGGGUUGUACAUAAGAGUAUUUUUCUUCACUUUCAAUUCCAUUGAUCUAUAUUUUAGUUAUACUUGUCCCAGCACCACCCUGUCUUGGGGACUGUAGCUAGGGCAUACCUUUUCAGUGACUGGUUUUUGUGUAUGUUUUCUAUGAAAUGAUUUAGUGACAAACUGUUUUAAGAUUUUUGAUCAGCAAACUCAAUAUAUGUAUGUAUACUGGCUUCAUGCUGGCAAAACUGUUGGGUUCUAAGUUCAUUUUCAUGAUACUCUGUAAUUCCUAGUUAGCUUCUUUAUACCUCCCUUAAUAAUUUCAGUAAGGGACUCUGAUUAUACUACCUUAGAGAGACAGAGUCCCAAGCGUUUUACUCAUCACUAUUGUUAAAUUUGUGAUUAUUGUGUUUCUCUUUCCAACAUUCUACUUUGGGAGAAGUGAAGUUAAUUAACUUGAUAAAUUAAGUUAGGAUGUUAGUGGGUGCCGUGAGAAAUUUGGCAUCGGACAAGCCUUUGUUAUUCACUGUCAAGUAACAAAAACACAAAUUUUUUUUACCGUAUUCAUGUUCAUCUCUUGUAGGAAGCAUCUCAUUACGCAUUCUCACUGGGAUGUACAGUGUGUCUGUAGUAUGUAAAAGCAAUCCUUUUGAUAAUCACUGUAUUUAUUUGUAAGUUCCUGGAAGACAAACAAUAUCAUUCCUGCUUAUACUCAUAAUGUCUGGUCUGAAUCUAGUAUGUUAUAAAUGAUCAACAAAUGUAAAUGUGUGAGGAGUUGGUGGCUUUUAAAAUUGGAAAAAUGUGCAGAUUGAACAAUGCAGAGCAGUGGAUGGUAUACAGUAAGUCUUCCCUGGAAGCACUCAGUGUCGGGAGCUUUUGGAUCUUCCACGAUUGUGUGUAUUUGCUUUCACCUAAGGAGCAUCAUAGUACAUGAUGUGUGGCUAUGGCACUUUGCUUUUUUCUCUAACCGAUGCAGUUUGGAAUAAUUUUUUUGUAACCAGGAUUAUAGAGUUACUCCAUUUCUGACAGGAAUUGUUUUUCCACUGUACAGUAUACCAUCACUGAACAGAUCUAUGGCUGGACCUACUGAAAUAAAGUCACAACAAUUAUUACUGAA